AUGGGCAACGACGGUGGCUCGAUUCCAAAGCGGCGAGAACUCGUCAAAAAUGCAGCUCGCGCGCCGACGGUGUCUGAACUUAAAGCUACUGCUUUAGAAUCGCUGACUCACGCGUGGACUCAUUGCGCCCUUAGCGGCACCAGUCUGGAGAUGGAAACCGCCGUUUCGGAUUGGAAAGGGCGGUUAUUCAAUUAUGAAGCCAUUUUAAGUGGGUUAAUGCCGUCGGACGAAAUUGCUGAAACAUCUCCCGCUUCAUUUGGCAUCAAGUCACUCAAAGACGUUGUGCGACUCAAGUUCUCAAAGACGGACGGCAGAUGGACAUGUCCCAUUUCAAUGAAAGAGAUGGGGCCGUCCACCAGAGCCGUCUACCUGGUUCCUUGUGGCCAUGCUUUUGCUGAAGUUGCCAUUACAGAAAUUCAAGAGAGCUCCUGUCCUGAGUGUGGUGGGAGUUUCGACAAAGACAACGCAAUCACGAUAUUGCCCACGACCGAAAAGGAUUUCCAGCGACUGGAGAAGAGGCUAGACGACCUACGAGCGAAGGGUUUGACGCACAGCCUUAAAAAGGAUAAAUCAGAGAAGAAGAACAAGAAACGAAAGGGUGACGAGAGUACCGAAAAUGACAACAAGGCCAUCAAGACAGAUGCAUCACAGACAAAGAAGGAUGUGGACUCGAGAACCAGCGGCAUCAAUAAUCCUAUUGCAGCAUCCCUUACUGCUAAAGUGCUGGCUGAACAAGAUCAAAGAAAUAAGCGCCGGAAGCUGAUGGCUGAGGUCAUGUCUAGCAAGGGCGAAGUAGUCAGGAGUUGA
Molecule: messenger RNA, 807 nt
Organism: Metarhizium album ARSEF 1941
Lineage: Eukaryota; Fungi; Ascomycota; Sordariomycetes; Hypocreales; Clavicipitaceae
Product: DUF602 domain-containing protein
Exons: 1
Coding region: 1-807 (268 amino acids)
Biological process (GO): mitotic DNA replication termination; site-specific DNA replication termination at RTS1 barrier
Cellular component (GO): nucleus
Source: RefSeq, a predicted model, not a curated record